This is a messenger RNA of Arvicanthis niloticus (Nile rat), 2033 nucleotides long. NCBI's taxonomy places the organism in Eukaryota, Metazoa, Chordata, Mammalia, Rodentia, Muridae. The record is from RefSeq and is a predicted model, not a curated record.
AGAGAGCUGGAAGCAAGCAGGACGCAUAGUCUGACACCGGGGCUGGCCGCCAAAGGAAGGGAAAGAUGGUCAAGGAAACCGAGUAGGCCGGGUACGCGGGGUGACAGCAAGGAGAGUCCGCAGCCAGCAGCUGCCGAGCAGCCCUACACCUUAUGCGCGGACACAGCCGGCAGGAGAGUGAGGACGCGCCGGGCACUGAGCGCUGGCCCCGCUGGGGCGCAGGGGUGACAUGUCCCACGAGCGGCCACCGCGCACGGACAUCCCCCGCAACCUGAGCUUUAUAGCAGCAUUGACCGAGCGCGCGUACUACCGCAGCCAGCGGCCCAGCCUCGAGGAGGAGUCGGAGGAGGAGCCCGGGGAGGGCGGGACCCGGCCGGGCGCCCGCUCGCGGGCUCACGUUCCGGGUCGGGGGCGCAGGGCCCGCUCUGCGCCCGCGGGUGGUGGCGGGGCGCGGACAGCUCGCAGCCGCAGCCCUGACACUCGCAAGAGAGUGCGUUUCGCCGACGCGCUGGGGCUGGAGCUGGCCGUGGUCCGGCGCUUCCGCCCGGGGGAACCGCCUCGGGUUCCCCGACACGUGCAGGUGCAACUGCAGAGGGACGCCCUGCGCCACUUCGCGCCGUGCCCGCCGCGCGCCCGCAGCCUCCAGGAGGCGCGCGUCGCCCUGGAGCCAGCCCUGGAUCCCGGCUUCGCCGCCCGGCUGCAGGCGCAGCGCAUCUGCCUGGAGCGCGCAGAUGCGGGCCCUCUGGGCGUGGCCGGGAGCGCGCGCGUGCUGGACCUGGCCUACGAGAAGCGUGUGAGCGUGCGCUGGAGCGCGGACGGCUGGCGCAGCCUGCGGGAAUCGCCCGCCUCCUACGCCGGUCCUGCUCCGUCCCCGCCUCGGGCUGACCGCUUCGCCUUCCGCCUGCCCGCGCCUCCGGUCGGCGGAGCGUUGCUCUUCGCCCUUCGCUACCGGGUUACCGGCCGCGAGUUCUGGGACAACAACGGCGGCCGUGACUACGCGCUUCUUGGGCCCGAGCACCCUGGCGGUGCCGGAGCCGCGGAGCCCCAGGGCUGGAUCCAUUUUAUUUGAGACUAGGCUCCUACAGGCCACAGCAGGGAAAAAGCGGGGGUAACCAGGCGUGGGGGGAGGCUGUGGCGCCAGGAACCAGCGAACCACAAUUGGCAGAUGGGCGGAGAGCGGUACCAGAGUCAAGCAGAGGUGGCUGGAAACCGCCUGUGAAACUCAAGAGAUUGGGGAGGAUAACAUCAGGUGGGCAUAAGUGGAAGGGACUUGAAAGGUCAAGAAGCCUCCUUGGGCUGGGAAGCUUUAUGGAUUGAGGAGCCUUGAUGUAUAAAGUCCAGCCCAGGAAGUCAUUCGGAUUGCUUCCCUCUAACUGGCCUUAACCACCCCACGUCCCUGUAUCCUGCCCAUCCUAGCUUCAUCUGAGCCGAAAUUGCCUUGCUUAACCCCAGGAAUUUGACCAUUCCCCUCUGGCAGUAUGACAGGAUUCCCUUGUCUCCCAGCAGUUGGUGGCUUCAGUCUUCAAGGACAGGGAUUGCGGGGGGGGGGGGGGGGGGGGGGGGGGGGGGGGGGCAGUUUGUUCUUUUUGAGUUCCUUCAGCCACCAGGCAAGCAACGACUGUGGCAAAAGUAAUUCCUACCAUGCCCUUGUAGCCAAAUAGUGAGGCAUCUAAGGAAGGGGUUCACAUAGGCUUCCAGAAAAAUGAAAGCCAGCCUUACUUUUCUGGGUGUCCUCUUAAAACCUCCAAGCACUUUAUGUCAAGGGACAGUGAAUCACGAAAAUCCCUACUGAUUUAUUCUUUGUGCCUCUUAAAAAGAGGAAACCACUGAGGAUCUGUGUGAUUGAGCUGAUUUCUUUGUCUUUGGGCUCCGUUUUCCUCUGUGAGAAAGUGGAGUUAGGUGGUUCCCUAGAGCCUCCUCCUGCUCUUCCUCCUCCUCCUUCUCUCCUUCUCCUCCUUCCCCUUCUCUCUCUUUCUUAAGGCUACCUUUCUUCUGGCUACCUUUUCUUAGGACUAUUUUUUUGUUGUUGUUGU